GACUUUUAUUUUGAUAAAAUGACGAAUGGUGGCCAUAUUGAAAUUUUAGUUAUUGUCGCUGGUUACACGCAGGUGAAAACAACUAUGGCUGAUAAGAAAGAAGUUGAGGAAACCCUUGAGGAACUGGCAGACUAUGUCAAGAAGCAGCGAUGGUGGAAUCGGGUGUUUGGCAAAAAUAAUUCAAGGCCUUUGGCUGAGAAGUAUUCAGUUGGUGGACAAAUUGCAAUUGGAGGACUGACUGGCUGGUGUGCUGGUUAUCUGUUCCAGAAAGUUGGAAAGCUAGCAGCCUCAGCUGUUGGUGGAGGAUUCCUCUUGCUUCAGAUUGCCAAUCACACGGGCUACAUCAGAGUGGACUGGAAGAGAGUGGAACGGGAUGUCAACAAAGCCAAGAAGCAGCUUAAGCUCAAUGUAGACAAGCCCCCGAGAGAAGUCACCACGAAGGUGGAAGAGGUUCAAAUUUUUGUGAAGAACAAUAUUGUCGUGAUGGGGGGAUUUGCUGGAGGAUUUCUGAUCGGAUUGGCAUCAUAGUUUUUCAGUCAUAUUUGGACCUGCUUUUAUAUUUUCUGUUGUUUAUUAUCCUUUAGAACCCCUACCCUAUUUUUGUGUGUUUUGAGUCUUUCAUUAUGACUUCUAAAGUACUUGCAAGAGCAAAUCACACAUGCCAUAUUAUUUAAGGACAGACCAGGCAAGAAUAAUUUAUCAUUUCACAAGAUUAUGCUCACAAUGUUGAUAUCAACGGUUUUGUGAAUAAAAAUAUCACUCCUUAAAUGGGAGCAUUUUUGCAUGAAUAUCGUAAAGGUGUGACCUCCUUAUAUCUGUCUAUAGAAAUGGCUAUAGAAGGGUAUACUGUCUGUGUAAAACUAUGAUGGUUGGACAAUCUGUGGUUUAACACUAUGCAACAAUACAGGAUUAUAUUUCC
Clupea harengus (Atlantic herring) is the source of this 919-nucleotide messenger RNA. RefSeq names its product fun14 domain containing 2 (gene fundc2). Lineage: Eukaryota; Metazoa; Chordata; Actinopteri; Clupeiformes; Clupeidae. The record is from RefSeq and is a predicted model, not a curated record. Gene Ontology annotation, biological process: autophagy of mitochondrion. Gene Ontology annotation, cellular component: mitochondrial outer membrane.